AUGGAGCAGCACAACUUGUCACCCCGGGCACCGCCUGCAAACCCGGGAAACAACUCAUCAUCAUUGUCAUGGGCCGUACCCGCUAGUGUUACGGAAAAUCCUCCCGGGGCGACGGACGAUACAGCGUUGGCAACACAAUCUAUCCCAGAUCCUUCCACCCAUCCACGUAGCUGCACUUUUUGUCGCCAGCGCAAAGUAAAAUGCGACCGCAAGAAACCAUGCUCAUACUGCAUUCGAUCAAAUGCGGAAUGCACUUAUCCUCCUGGUCGGGGCAGAGCCGCAAAGCGGCCGCGGAAUACCCUGAAUGCGCAAGUGAUUGAUAGGCUUCACAGCUUAGAAGCCAUCAUUAAACGCCUAACAGUAGAGCGCGAUCUCACUGCUCCACCUGGCGGUACGGUACCCUCACAAACCUGCGAGGAAUUAACGCCCACUUCGGAGUGGUUGACACCCGAUGCUGGUAUCGAGCAACAAUUUGGGCGUUUGAUAGUGGAGGAUACACGAAGCCACUACAUUAGCAACGUUCUAUGGGCAAACUUAGCCAACGAGAUCGAAGAGAUGCGUGACAUGCUCUAUGAUCCGGUUUCUGACGAUGAAAGCUGCGCGCAGAGCCAAACAUCUGUGUCCAACUUUGGUAGCCCUCUGCAGCCCAUCACCACAAUACUGGGGUUUCUAAUACCCUCCGAACCCAUGCGUACGCAGCAUCCGCCACUAUUUCAAUCCGUGGCUUUGCUUGGUCUUUUCACCGAAAAUGUGCUGCCACUUGUUCACAUCUUUCACAUGCCAACUACCUCCAGACUAUACUGGGAUGCCGUCGAGUCUCUAGACUCUCUGGAUAAGAACACGGAGGCUCUGUUAUUUUCAAUCUACUAUUCAGCUAUUCUCAGCGCAGACCCGCAUAAACGCGAGAGUAUCGUCGGAGUAUCAUCCGGCGUCGCUGUGGAAACAUAUCGCUUUGCUGUCGAGCAGGCCAUAGUUAGAGCCGACCUUUUGAACACACGGAGCAUACUUUUGCUACAGGCGGUAGUUCUCUUUCUUUCCGCCCUCCGGAACGAAGACGACUCACGCUUGGUAUGGUCGCUUAUCCCGCUUGUUCUCCGCAUCGCUCAGGCUAUGGGACUCCACCGUGACGGCACUAUAUUUGGACUGAAACCACUUGAGAUAGAGGUACGCAGACGAUUAUGGUAUCAUAUUUGCCUACUCGAUAUUCGAUCAUCCGAGUAUCACGGCUAUGAGCCAAUCGUCCACGAGGCUACUUUCGACACGAGGUUACCGCUAAACGUAAAUGAUAGUGACCUCAAUCAUCAAAUGACGAACCCUCCCCCAGAACGCGAAGGGCAAACGGAGAUGACGUUUUGCCUCAUCCGAUGCGAGGUUAUGAGGGUAGGAUGGAAAGUCGGCUACGCACCGCCGAGCUUGAGAGUUCCUGGCCUAGUAAGAGAAGGGCUGUCGGUAACGGCUCGGGAAGAUUUGGUCGAAGGCCUAAACAAGCACUUGGAAGAUAAAUACCUGCGACAUUGCGAUACUACGCAGCCCUUUCAGCGAUUCUACACGAUCGUUGCACGCUCGAUCAUUGCCCGAACAUGGCUAGUGGUUCUCUACCCAACAACACGGAAGGAUAAUAAUACCUGCACAUCCAGCCUAAGCGCAGCGGCGCGCAAUAGACUCUUUUCUAUCUCCAUGGAAGUCCUGGAGCUCUCUAAUUUACUUCUCACCGAUAAAGAUCUCACCAGGUGGACCUGGCAUUGCAAGACUUAUGUGCAGUGGCAUGCGGUUGCAUUCAUACUCUCUGAGAUAUGCUCGCGGCCGCCGUCUACCGAAUGCGAACGCGCAUGGCAGUGCGUCAACACGGUGCUAGAUGGGUGGCAGGCCAAAAAGCACGAUAAGAACAGAUCUCUGUGGGGCCCCGUCAGACGGCUGAUGGCAAAAGCGCGGUAUGUGCGAGAAAUGCAGCAAAGAGAUACACUGGACAGUGGUCAGUAUGCCGCAACUCCUACGAAUCCGCUAGAGCUUCCGUGUGAAAGGAUGCAAGAGGUGCCGCUCCCUCUGGGCCAAAUACCCACCAUGUCUCCCGCUACGAUGGAACCGAUGCCCGGUUUCCGGGGAACUGAGUCUCUAGAAGUGCCUAGUUCUUAUAUAGAGCCGACUUUAGAGGAUCUUGAUAUAGAUUCAGUCGCCCCGUGGUGGGUAGACGCCUCUAUAACGAUGUAA
Messenger RNA from Microsporum canis CBS 113480, 2208 nucleotides. Its product is annotated as fungal specific transcription factor domain-containing protein. Lineage: Eukaryota; Fungi; Ascomycota; Eurotiomycetes; Onygenales; Arthrodermataceae. The transcript is spliced from 2 exons. The record is from RefSeq and is a predicted model, not a curated record. Gene Ontology annotation, molecular function: zinc ion binding; DNA-binding transcription factor activity, RNA polymerase II-specific; DNA binding. Gene Ontology annotation, biological process: regulation of DNA-templated transcription; DNA-templated transcription. The coding region runs from base 1 to 2208 and encodes 735 amino acids.